Molecule: messenger RNA, 1707 nt
Organism: Drosophila kikkawai
Lineage: Eukaryota; Metazoa; Arthropoda; Insecta; Diptera; Drosophilidae
Product: SPRY domain-containing protein 7
Molecular function (GO): protein binding
Source: RefSeq, a predicted model, not a curated record
GCUAAACUGGCAGCACUGCAAACACUGUUUGGCAAAUAUUACAAACCUUCCGCAAAAACUAUUAAUUUUAGCAUAGCCAAUUGUAAAGCCUGGAAUGUUCUGCUGUUUGCGCACCUGUCUCAACGGUGGACACCUGAGGAAGCCAGCAGCCGCGGCCAGUCGCCUCCGGGAGCCCGAUGUUCACCUGGACGCAGCACAUAUGGGAGCCGAUGUGAUCCUACUGUCGCAUCAGCUACGCGUCACGGGCACCGGAGGCGUCCUGGCUACAGCCCCUCUGGUCCAGUCAAAGUCCUACUUUGAGGUGAAGAUCCAGCAGGGCGGCAGCUGGUCAGUGGGACUGGCCACUCGCCAAACGGACCUCAGCCGGAAGUGCGGCGGCGGAGACCGCGAGUCCUGGUGCCUGUGUUCAGACAAUGCCACGCGCCACAACGACCAGGAGGAGUCCCGGCCGGUGGUGCAAGCUGCCUGCACCACCCAACCGUCGAGGACUGCCAAUGGAAUCCUCAACAAUAGUGCUGCUAAGGCGGCGGGUCUUAUUGCCAUCGAAGAUCUGCAGCAGGAGGACCUGCUCAUGACCACCGGUGUGGCGUCACCUGAUGUGGGUAUCGGCGAUUCCUUGAUUGCAUCGCCGCAGCGCGAUUUUCCCGACGAGGGCGAUAUAGUGGGAGUGGCCUUCGAUCAUGUGGAGCUCAAUUUCUAUUUCAAUGGGAAGAAUCUGGAUGUUCCCUUCAGGAAUGUGCGAGGAGCGGCCCUUUUUCCUGUCAUUUAUGUCGGCAAUGGGGCUAUCUUGGACAUAAUCCUGGACAACUUCUCGCAUGGCCCACCGCCUGGGUUCGAGCGUAUUCUGCUGGAGCAAUCGCUCCUUUAGAUACCAAACCAAACCAAAAGCCUUGAACAAAUUAACAGCUUCUCAGCAAAAACCUUGAAGGAAUUAAAAGAUGGACAGUGUGUUUUAUGACUAUAGGGCAGGAUAAUAUUCCCGGAGUGUAAGGACUUAUAUUUAGCCCAAAAAAUGUCUUUACUUUCACGUUGACUGCACUUUUAAUUAAUUUAUUUCAUUUGUAAGAUCGCCAAGUGAAAGGGAUUUAUGGUUCGACCCUUGGUCAUUUUAGUUUACAACAAUUUCGACACAAAAUUAUGGUCUUACUCCUGUCUAGUCAGCAAAAAUCAAAGUAAACCAUAAAAGUCUUUGCCAGACGUCCAGUAUAGCAACUGAUACCUAUCAAGCUUAACUUUAAUGUUAAGAUAAGUAAUAAAUUAUACAAAAUAUUUACCCUUUUGACUGUCUUAUAGUCGUGAUAUGCACUGCUUUCAUCGUUUAGGCAACACGUGUAUAAACUUUGUAACCGCUCUAGUCCUUAUCCCCUCAAAUCGAAAAGUAUUGUUUUGUUUAAUUCACUUUUUGUAAAUUACUUACGUAGCUUGACCUCGCGACUGCUUUUGUAUUAUACACAGACACACACAUAUAUAUCUCUGUACAUAGAUACAGAUGCAUUUUUUUAAUAGGCCCUAGAUCGCCCCAAAACUUCUCUCACAUUCCAAUUUACAACGGCCAUGGACCAGUCCGCCGACGUACUCGAGCACGGAAUUACCUAACUAACUGUAAGAGUGUAUCUGUAUAUCUACGAAAUUGUAUCUAAAUGUAUCUAACGCUUUGAAAACUGAUUAAUCCGCGCGCGGACAAUAAAUCUAUGUUACGUAAAGAAA